This is a messenger RNA of Colletotrichum graminicola M1.001, 2613 nucleotides long. Its product is annotated as RNB domain-containing protein. The transcript is spliced from 4 exons. The coding region runs from base 1 to 2613 and encodes 870 amino acids. Gene Ontology annotation, cellular component: P-body; exosome (RNase complex). The record is from RefSeq and is a predicted model, not a curated record. NCBI's taxonomy places the organism in Eukaryota, Fungi, Ascomycota, Sordariomycetes, Glomerellales, Glomerellaceae. Gene Ontology annotation, molecular function: RNA binding; 3'-5'-RNA exonuclease activity. Gene Ontology annotation, biological process: mRNA catabolic process.
AUGAUGAGAGGCUCGAAUAAGCCCUACGUGUGCUGGCGAUGUCUCACAGUCAAGACGUCGCUGACUCCGGUGCCUAGCGCAUCGCGAUUUGCUCCACAGCUUCAACAGGGCCCCUCUGAUAUCUCCAGGAGAUCGUAUGCUGGUGCAAGUCACAAGUAUGUUGGCGGUGGAGGCCGACACCGUGGCGGCCACAUUAACUCGGCCUCGGACCGGGAGCUAGCCCACAUCCGCGAAAAGUCGGACAUCAGGGAGCGUCUCCGGGAGUGGGAGUCGGCGAAUCGCGAGCCCUCUCGCCGCAUGCUCCAGGACAUGCCCGCCCAGGAAACCCCGCUGUUCAACUUCCUGAUCAGGCCGGACCUGCCUUUCGGCGAAUCCGAGGCGGUCGGGUGGGAAGAGACCGAGCUGCAAAGGAACAGCAAGAGGAACCGCCUCCUCUUCGAAGCCGACGAGCUCGCCGACCUGCGCGGCGCUACAUACGGACACGGACGCCUGCCCCUCCUGGCCAUCUGCCUGGGACGUCACCACGGGCUGCAGUACUUCUACAUGGGCACCGGAGAGGUCGUCCCCGAGCGCAACAUACCCACGCUCUUCACCCUUACCAACUUCAUCGACCCGGCCAAGCUCCAGCCGCUGGUCGCCAUCCUGCCCGAGGAACCCGUCACCAAGCCGCGUAACGUGCUGUUCCACAAUCACACUCCGGCGGCCCUCAAGACCGCCUCCCGGCUCCAGGGCGAGCUCAUCAAGUUCUACCAGGACUCCGUCUCCUUCUACCAGUCCCAUCUGACCCUCGACACCGCCAGCAGCUUCCUGGCCCACCCCGAGAAGCCGCAGUACCUCAGCCUCGAGGAGCUGGCCGACAAGCUGCUGCCCGAGUACCUCAAGCAGGAAGACCGCUUUCUCCCGCACGCCCUGUACGCCGUCCACACCGCCAUCCAGCGCGACGAGUGGGGGUUCCGCCCCCUGAACGCCAAGUGGCACAGGCGCAACUACAUCUACGAGGUCCGCCCCACCUCCGACCUCCGCAUCAUGCGCAAGGUCGAGAACCAGGUCCGCGAGCUGGUCGAGGGCGCCGCCCUGCGUGAGGAACCCGCCGAGUCCAUCUCGCUGCUCAGGCAGAACAGCCUCGGCUCCUUCAUCCUCAAGGCCCGCGGCGUCAUCCAAGCGAACCGGCUGCGGAGGGAAUGGACGCCGCACGGCAUGAUCGGCCCGAGCGACGAAAAGGUCGACAACCUCGCCUCGUGGACCAAGCAGGAGGUCGACUACAUCCGCUUCAUGGAGCUCUGGUCCUGCCACCGCAUCGUGACAAAGGCCUCUCAGCUCGAGAGCCUGGGCUCGACCAUCCUCCGGCUGACCAACGUCUACAAGGACGCCGACUGGCUCGCCUACUGGACGGGCUUCACCUUCCUCCAGGAGAUCGGCUGGAUCCCGCCCUGGGAGAUCCCGGCCCGCUACGAGUACAGGUUUCCCGACACCAAGGUCCACAGGGGCGCCGACAUGGUCAUGCCCCUCGUCGACGUCAAUGGGUCCCUCCGGCCCGACAUCGCCGAGGGUCACAGGCGCGACUGGGCCGGGACGACCGUCUUCUGCGUCGACUCAGAGCAGACGGCCGACGUCGACGACGGGUUCUCCGUCGAGCCGACCGAGGACCCGGGGGUGCACUGGAUCCACGUCCACAUCGCCGACCCGGCGUCGCGCAUCGACCCCAAGUCCGAGCUCGCGCGCCAGCUCGAGAAGGCCCCGUCCAGCCUGUACCUGGCCGGGUUCCCCAACAAGAUGCUGCCGCGGGACCUCGAGCAGCAGUUCUCCCUCGACCCGGGCCGCCCGGCCCUGACCUUCAGCGCCAAGGUCAACGAGCGGGGCGACAUCCUCGACUACAAAGUCGAGCCGGGCACCCUCCAGAACGUCCUCCACGUGCCCAAGGACGAGGUCGCCGUCAUCCUCCCCGGCGGCGGCACGCAGCAGCCGCCGACCCCUUCGGCCGCCGACACCUUUGCCGUCGGCCGGCCGCCCGCGCCGCCGCCGCAGCCCGUGAAGCACAUCACCACGGCCGCCGACCUCGCUCAGGAGGACAGGGAUGACCUCGUCCUCCUCGACAGGCUCUGUGCGGCGCUCAAAGACCGCCGCGUCGAAAAGGGGCAGCUCCCGCAGUUCCAGCCCCGCUUCGGCUCCCCCGAGGUGUCCUUCGACUCCGUCGUCGUCAGGGGCGACCCGGACGUCCUCGACUCCUCCAUGGCGUGGCAGGGCGACCCAUUUAACGCCACCAAACUUGCCGCGAACCCAUUUCCUAAAAAUAUUAAGAGUCCCUCCAGGCCGAUUUUAUUAGAUCAAAAGUCUAAAGCUAGAGGUGGGGCGGAGGCCCCACUGCCGGCCCGCUUCGCCUUCGUCGUCGACGGCCUGUACCCCAUCGGCCUGCGCGGCCGCCUCGAGGACUUCCACGGCCUCGCCGCCUCCGUCGACCUCGCGAGGCUCGACCCCGUCGCCAGGCUCGCCGACGUCCAGGUCGACGACCGCUUCGAGGUCGAGAUCCACGACAUCAACGUCGUCACCACCCUGGUCUCCGUCCGGCCCCUGCGGAGGCUGGCGCCGGGCCAUGCCGUCACGUCUUCUGCCUGA